AUGGCCUCGGGAGUGUUCGGUACCCCCAUUUCAGAGAAGACGGUGCUGGCCACUGGAGAGUAUAAGGAACCCAUCACUCAAAAGGAUGUUGCGGACUAUACCAUGAAGAUGAUCAACGCCGGUGGUAAGGAUAUUAACGCACAAACCUUCGUCGACAACCUCAAGGAGAGGUAUGGUAACGGAAUAUCUGUAAAAUGCCUCAUCUACAAUGCCACCGGUGCCACUUUGAACUUGGCUAACUACAAAGACUGGCACGGCCAUAUCUACGAUACACCCUACCCAUCAGAUAUUCAGAAUGGGCAAUGGGGGGCAUUUCUCCACGUCCACCCAAGUGGCGCUGCGGUUGGUUCAGCUGGUGCCGUUGUGUAUCGUACCAAGGUCCCAUCCAGCAGCAGCUCCUGCGAUUGGUUGUUCUCCUGGACCGUCCCCUACAUUGGUGCCAAUGGGAUCUACACCGAAAUCUGUGAGGAAGGGCACUACCCAAGUGUGGGAAGCUGGGAUUAUAUCUAUGACGUGAAGCUGGAAAAUGCAAAUGUCAACUCUACUGAUAAAAACUAUGGAUAUGUUUCCGAGACUAACAUCGGUGAAGGCUCUACCAUGAACGCUCGUGGAGUUUUCCAGUUUCCCUACUAG
Molecule: messenger RNA, 633 nt
Organism: Triticum turgidum subsp. durum (durum wheat)
Lineage: Eukaryota; Viridiplantae; Streptophyta; Magnoliopsida; Poales; Poaceae
Source: the annotation of a GenBank genome assembly